Molecule: messenger RNA, 1431 nt
Organism: Trichomycterus rosablanca
Lineage: Eukaryota; Metazoa; Chordata; Actinopteri; Siluriformes; Trichomycteridae
Gene: cygb1
Product: cytoglobin 1
Exons: 3
Coding region: 99-632 (177 amino acids)
Biological process (GO): oxygen transport
Molecular function (GO): oxygen binding; heme binding; oxidoreductase activity
Source: RefSeq, a predicted model, not a curated record
CUCACCUUUGAAUACUUGAGAGUAAAGAAAUUCUUACAGGUGUAUUAAGGGUGCUGGGUUAAUUCCAGAGUGUGUGAAGUAUUUCAGAAGUGACUGAGAUGGAGGGCGACAGUGCAGACCACAAACCAAUAGAGAAACCAGAGACCCUAACAGAGGCGGAACAAGCGACCGUCCAGAAGACCUGGGUGAAGGUGUACGAGAACAAAGAAGCAGCGGGAGUCGCCAUGCUCAUCAGACUUUUUACGACUUUCCCAUCAGCAAAGCUUUACUUCAAAGACUUCCGACACAUGGAAGACCCGAAGGAGAUGCAGACCAGCGUUCAGCUGAAGAAACACUCAGUGCGGGUGAUGAGCGCGCUAAACACACUGGUGGAGAACAUCUAUAAUGCAGAGAAGACGGUGUCUGUGCUCACAACGGUGGCUAAAUCUCACGCUAUCAAUCACAACGUGGAGCCCAGAUACUUCAAAAUGCUGACUGAAGUGAUUCUGGAGGUGCUGGUGGAGGCUUUCCCAGAAACCUUUGUGGUGGAGGCACAGGGAGCGUGGGCUAAACUGAUGGACCAGGUCUGCUGGCAGGUCACUCAGGUCUAUGCUGGGAUAGGCUGGAGUUCGGAGAACACUGCUGCAGAAUGAAAGAAGGACACAAUCAAGUCUGCAAUACGUGCAUCAUAAUGCAUUAUUAUACUGGGCAUUUAUAACCAAAGAUAACAAAAACAGAUUCACUGGUAUCUAUGAAACUACAGGAAACAAUGAACAAGGUUAAACAUUAAAACAACAAACAAACAGAUGAAGAAUGUGAGCAGUUUUCCGUUGUUUUUCUCUUUGUUUUUGUAUCUGUAUCUGUAUUGCAUGUUGCCAUGCAAUACCAAAGAGAGAAAUCAUUAAAAAGUUAUUUUUAUAUAAACACUAUGGCUAAAAGUAUGUAAACAUCCCUGAUAAUUAUUAAGCUCAGGUGUUUCAGCAAUGCCCACUGAUAACAAAUGUGUAAAAUAAAUUAUACAAAAUAAAUUAUAAACUGUCAACUUUUUGGUGCAGUUUAGAGAUCCCUGGACGCAACCCCAUUAAAACCCUUAAGGAGGAAUUGGAAUGUUAACUGAGAGCCAGGCUAUCUUAGCUUUUGACCUAAAAAUGCUCUUUUGACUCAACAGGCUCAAAUUCCUGUGAAAAGCCUUUGAAGAAGAGUGGAGCCUGUUAUAGCUGCACUUCUAUAUUAACCCUCACAGUUUGGAUUUGGAUAUCAUACAAGCUCAUACUUUUGGCUAUACAGUGAAUGUAGUGAAUAAGCAGACAUGAUUAUCAUAUUUAGGCAUUUAUUUUUUUUAAUAAAUAAAUCUUAAGUGUAGUAUCUGUCAUAUAUCUGAAAUCUCUGCUGUAUCUACAUUAUUUAUACAAGGAUGAUUCCAUAAUAAAGCUUAAUGUUAAUCUGAUUAAA